UGCACACGCGCAUGCGUUCCGCCGGUGACCUCAGACUUGCAUAGAUGCACGCUUCUUAGCAUUAGCAGGUUUUCUUUUGAGCAACUUGGCAGUUGUUAAAACUACGGCAAUCUAGCAAUCGACAUUGUUAUAUCGUCUGGCGAGCUGAGUUGUCCUGCCCGCUGCUUGACUGACGAGACAUUCUCCGAGCGGGACUGAAGAGGAGCCAUGCCCGGAAUCGAAGAGCUUUCCCCGGCUGCGGGCCCGGUGGCUACCCGGCCCCCCGAGGAUGAAAUUGACGACGACGACGAUGAUGAUAUUGAUGAGACCUUGGUGGAGAGGUUGUGGGGCCUGACAGAGAUGUUUCCAGACACAGUUCGUACAGCUGCUGAGUUCUCAGCACAGUGUUCGGUCUCACUGGCCAAAAAGUUUUACAGUUUCUCUCGCUCGGCCCUCUGGGUGGGAACGACUUCCUUUAUGAUCCUGGUGUUGCCUGUCGUGUUUGAGACAGAGCGGCUACAGCUGGAACAGCAGCAGCUACAGCAGCAGAGACAGAUCCUAUUGGGACCCAACACCGGUAUGUCCGGUGGGAUGCCAGGCAUGAUGCCAUCGGCCCCGGGAAAGAUUUGAGGAACGUGUGGACCAAUUAUAACCUGGAGUCUUCUUCCACAAACACGGUGGAAUCUGGUGGCCGCAAGGGGAGACAGAGAGACUGUGAAGAAAUGCAAAGAACUGCUGUAACGACAAACAAAAGGAGGCCUAAGCUUCACACCAGUCAUGCAACUUUUAGGUCACUCCACCACUCAUGCCUUGUCUGAUCCAGUGGUAAGGUGAUGUGUUUUAAGGCAUCUGUCUCACUGUCUCCCCUUAAUCACAGAGACUGAUUUUCAGGAUUACCGGUUUCCAUCUUUUUUUUUUAUCUAUAUAGUUGUAUGAAUAAAUAUAUCAUCCUGGCCAUUUGAGGGAAAGCAGGAAAAGGAGGUUUCACUGAAUGAAAAGAAGAAAUAACACAGGAAAAGGUUACAGGUAGUGAGUCAGCUGUUUGUGUUCUAAAAUGUUGAACAUUUUCUGAAACGUUUCUGCACCUGUAGGAUAUGUUUUAAGUUUAAACACUGGUGUGUGUGACAUUAUUGACAUUCACUCGUCACAAAAAAUGCCAUAAUUACAUUCAAUAUUUGUUUGUAGGAAAUAAACAUGUCUGAAGCAUCUGUGAG
Syngnathus acus (greater pipefish) is the source of this 1193-nucleotide messenger RNA. It is a transcript of the gene tomm22, whose product is annotated as translocase of outer mitochondrial membrane 22 homolog (yeast). The transcript has 4 exons. The record is from RefSeq and is a predicted model, not a curated record. Lineage: Eukaryota; Metazoa; Chordata; Actinopteri; Syngnathiformes; Syngnathidae. Gene Ontology annotation, cellular component: mitochondrial outer membrane. Gene Ontology annotation, biological process: intracellular protein transport. The coding region runs from base 208 to 609 and encodes 133 amino acids.